Molecule: messenger RNA, 945 nt
Organism: Serpula lacrymans var. lacrymans S7.9
Lineage: Eukaryota; Fungi; Basidiomycota; Agaricomycetes; Boletales; Serpulaceae
Exons: 8
Coding region: 56-841 (261 amino acids)
Biological process (GO): ubiquitin-dependent protein catabolic process
Cellular component (GO): proteasome core complex; nucleus; proteasome core complex, alpha-subunit complex
Source: RefSeq, a predicted model, not a curated record
GACGCGUCAGUAACUACAGAGAAGUUACUGCAAGAACGAUCAUCUUUCAUCCACCAUGGCAAGAAGAUAUGACAGUCGUACAACGAUAUUCUCGCCAGAAGGUCGACUCUACCAAAUCGAAUAUGCCAUGGAGGCCAUAUCUCAUGCCGGUACUGUGCUCGGCGUUCUCGCAAAGGAUGGUGUCGUCCUCGCAGCGGAGAAGAAGGUGACAGGAAAGCUCCUAGAUCUAUCAGGAGAGGGUGGUUAUGGAGGUAGCGGAGAGAAGAUCUUCUUGCUGAAUUCCAAUGUGAUCGGCGGCGUUGCUGGCCUGACAUCUGAUGCUAAUUCGCUGGUAAAUUAUGCACGUACAGCAGCUCAACAACAUCUAUUGUCAUACAAUGAAGACAUACCCGUGGAACUGCUUGCGCAGCGACUAUGUGAUAUGAAGCAAGGGUACACGCAAUAUGGAGGUCUCCGACCUUUCGGUGUCUCACUUCUCUACGCAGGUUACGACCCACACUACCAAUUUCAACUGUACCAUUCCGAUCCAUCAGGCAAUUAUUCAGGUUGGAAAGCGACAUGUAUUGGUGCGAACAACGGAACUGCGCAGUCACUCUUGAAACAAGAGUACAAAGAUGAUAUCUUGGUGAAAGAUGCGAUCGCGCUAGUACUGAAGGUAAUGAGCAAAACCAUGGACAGUACGACGUUGGGAAGUGAGAAAUUGGAGUUCGCCGUGCUGACACUCGAUGAAAGCACGAAACAACCGAAGGCCAAAAUAUACAAACCCUCUGAGAUCGACGCGUUGCUUCGGGCAGAAGGUCUGGCAAAGACUGAUGGGGAUACAGAGAUGAAGAGCGCUUAAUACAUAUGCACUGUAUUUGUAUAAAAUGUCAUUCUAGCCCUUUCUUACACCAUCCUUGUUGACUGUACUAGAAAGAUAAGAUAGAAGAGGUUUACAUUGUCAAC